Molecule: messenger RNA, 2230 nt
Organism: Sinocyclocheilus anshuiensis
Lineage: Eukaryota; Metazoa; Chordata; Actinopteri; Cypriniformes; Cyprinidae
Product: metal transporter CNNM4-like
Exons: 6
Coding region: 82-2142 (686 amino acids)
Biological process (GO): magnesium ion homeostasis; magnesium ion transport
Cellular component (GO): plasma membrane
Molecular function (GO): magnesium ion transmembrane transporter activity; sodium ion transmembrane transporter activity
Source: RefSeq, a predicted model, not a curated record
AUGCAAAUAAGGGGGCGGGGCCCGCUUGUGGCAGCGAUGACGUGACGUAAGGUCCAGCCUUGCGGAGAGAGCGCAACAAACAUGGCGACAGAGCGGAGCGGACAGGGGUGUCUUCUAACUUUCAUCGUGUUCCUCUGGAGCUCUGUCAGCGGGCGGACGGAGACGUCGAGCCCCAGUUCCAGCAGUCAGAUCCUGGGCAUGCGGCUGGAGAGGAGCGACAAAGCGGUCAGCACGACGGAGGACGGGGUCAUCCAGGUAACGGAGGAGAGCAGCGUCGUGCUCAGGUUUUAUGGGGUGCACCUGAGCCCGGACGCAGCAUCCCACAUCAGGUUCACAGAGUAUGUGGAUACGGGGGACAGUGACGAAUUAAACAGGACUUGUGAGGAUUUCACCAAAGACCUGAGCAUCAGCACCUUAAUGAACGUGAGCAACAGAGGAACAUCAGGUCUGGUGAGUGUGUAUGUGAAGCCACUGCGUAAGAGUGAACGAGAAAAGACCUACAGCCUAUGUGUCAGGCAGGGUUUGGGAGACAAAUGGGUCCAGUUGGGUGAAAAUGAUGGAAGAUUGUUAGUCAUAGAGGAGAAAGAAACUUUUCUACCUCUUUGGUUCCAAAUCAUCCUGAUUUCAGGUUUGCUGGUGCUGUCCGGCAUGUUCAGUGGGCUCAACCUGGGGCUCAUGGCGUUGGAUCCAAUGGAGCUUCGCAUUGUACAAAGCUGUGGAACUAAUAAGGAAAAGAAGUAUGCGCGAAAAAUCGAACCUAUUCGAAGCAAGGGCAACUAUCUGCUUUGCUCUUUAUUGUUGGGUAACGUGCUGGUCAACACAACUUUGACGAUCCUGCUAGAUGAUUUGAUUGGGUCGGGGUUGGGAGCCGUGGUGGCAUCUACUGUUGGCAUUGUCAUAUUUGGUGAAAUCGUGCCACAAGCGCUGUGCUCACGCCACGGUUUGGCCGUAGGCGCCAACACCAUCGUGUUGACCAAAUUUUUCAUGCUCCUGACCUUCCCAUUGUCAUUCCCCGUCAGUAAACUCUUGGACUGCGUUCUCGGGCAGGAAAUUGGCACCGUCUACAACCGUGAGAAGCUGGUGGAGAUGCUGAAGGUCACCGAACCCUACAACGACCUGGUGAAAGAAGAACUGAACAUCAUACAAGGUGCUCUGGAACUCCGAACCAAGACGGUUGAGGAUGUGAUGACGCCUCUGAGCAACUGCUUCAUGAUUCACAUUGACGCCGUUCUCGACUUUAAUACCAUGUCUGAGAUCAUGGAAAGUGGCUACACGCGGAUACCCGUGUAUGAUGCAGAGCUCUCCAACAUCGUGGACAUCCUGUACGUCAAAGACCUGGCCUUCGUUGACCCCGACGACUGCACGACGCUUAAAACGGUCACCAAGUUCUACAACCACCCGGUGCAUUUCGUCUUCCACGACACUAAGUUGGAUGCCAUGUUGGAGGAGUUUAAGAAAGGUAAAUCCCACCUGGCCAUCGUUCAGAAGGUGAAUAAUGAGGGCGAAGGGGAUCCGUUCUACGAGGUUCUGGGUCUGGUGACGCUGGAGGACGUCAUUGAGGAGAUCAUCAAAUCUGAGAUCCUGGACGAGUCUGAUCUCUACACUGACAAUAGUAACAGAAAGAAAGUGGAUCCCAACAAGAACAAGAGGGACUUUUCUGCUUUCAAACAUGAGAGGGAAUCCCAAGUCAAGAUAUCGCCUCAACUAAUGCUAGCAGCGCAUCGUUUCCUCGCUACUGAGGUGAGCCUUUUCAAUCCGCUCCAGAUUUCAGACAAGGUCUUACUGCGUAUCCUCAAGCACCCGGAUGUCAUUCAGGAGAUUAAGUUCAACGAGAACGACAAGCGCUCGCAACAGCACUAUUUAUAUCAGCGCGGAAAACCUGUCGACUUUUUCGUCCUUAUCCUUCAGGGUCGGGUGGAAGUUGAGGCUGGAAAUGAGAAUAUGAUGUUUGAGACGGGUCCUUUCUCUUAUUAUGGAGUCAUGGCACUGACUACAUGCCUGGCUGUCACCCCCCCUCUCUCUCCUUCCGUGGUGUCGCCUCGUCCGCGCCGCCUUUCGCUUAAGAGGUUUUCUCUGUUUUCGCGUUUCCCAGGUAAAUGCCCUGCAUGCUGGGUGCUAACUCAGGGAUGUAGGGGUAGCUAACAGGGGGACAGUGUGGGACAGGAGCUAGUUUAAAAGGCAAAAAAAUAACCUUUAUCAUGCUAUGACCUGUUGUCCAGCAAGUUCACAU